AGGGCCUUAGAGAAUUAUUUACUUUUCGAGAGUUGUCGUGGUGUAACCUUCAAGGAAAAGGACGAUAGAUAUCUAAAUUUUGUCUAUUUUGUGUAAUAUAACCACAACUGCUAUACAAUGCCUCGGCAGAAGCAGGUAACUCACAAGGGCAAGUCCCGUGAGUUUACGCCUGUCGAGGAGAUGCAGCAGGACUGGGAAGAGCAUCUGAAGGAGACUUCAUUGAGCAGCGAUGAGGACAAGAGUUCGUCGGAUGAUGAUAGCCAUGGCCAACAUGGAAAGACACUACGACCUAAGGGUGUCCAAAGCUUGAUUGAAAUUUCGAAUCCCAACCGCUCAAAGUCGCCGAAUGCCUGGAAAGAUGAAAUUUGCGACGAGCCAUUGGUGGUGUCGCCGCCAAAGCCAGGCCGUGGACGGGAAAUGCGUCGCAGUCCGAAUAUAAAACUAUCCGGAGCUAUUCAAGCCGAUCUGGAUCGUCUGGCCGUUGUCCGUAAAGAGCGUCAGCAGGCUGCCCAGCGGCGUUUCGACACCAAGAAAGGUGACCGAGACCGCUCGUCAUCUAAGUCGUCAAACGGCGGGUCUCGUUACCUAAAAAGUUCCUACGACCGCGGCGCUUAUGUGCAAAACUCUGCGGGGCCGCAGAAACUAAAUCGCAAAUCCAUGCUCAAAAAGAAGUGAUUCACGCAUGUAAAUCACUUCUACCAUUAAACACACAACAAAAAUAUUCUACAACAAAACAAAACGCUGGCAGUCAAGCAAAAACAAAAAUUGUGCAAACAUUUCGACAACAAAUAUUUCAAUAGCUUAUAUUCAACAUGAUUUAGCAGCGGCCGAAAUCUGGGAAACGCUCACGAUCACCUAACGACGACACAUUGAACAAUAAUAAAAGUCAAAGUAAAGUACUCGUUACCCAGAAAAUAAGCGACAACUCAAAUCCAGAGAAAAU
This is a messenger RNA of Drosophila subobscura, 943 nucleotides long. Its product is annotated as 28 kDa heat- and acid-stable phosphoprotein-like. Gene Ontology annotation, molecular function: RNA binding. Lineage: Eukaryota; Metazoa; Arthropoda; Insecta; Diptera; Drosophilidae. The transcript is spliced from 2 exons. The record is from RefSeq and is a predicted model, not a curated record. The coding region runs from base 118 to 675 and encodes 185 amino acids. Gene Ontology annotation, cellular component: cytosol.